CUGGGAGUUUCGUAACUAUCACAAUAUUGUACUAAAAGUGCUACAUGUACAAUAAGAUUAAACAACUGCUUUUGCCGAGCACAGUAGGACUCCGGUAGCGUCAUGUGGCGGUCCACUGUAUUUACGCUCUCACUAUGUGCACUCGCGGCGUCUCUCAACCUAGAACAUUUAGACCCAACGAAACUACAGACCGUCGCACCCCCUGAGGUCCAAGAACAAGCAGCCUUAGAAGUUAUCAGAGGAUAUUUGCAACAAGUAACGGUCGAAAUAGAUCCGUCUUUAUUCGUCAACAAAAAAGAUUCGUUCCAUAUAAAAACGCGCGGAGGGCAACUCAACAUUAAAGCGAGCACAGGAGUGGCUGCUGUCUGGGGUUUCAACUAUUACCUGAAGAAGUACUGCAAGAGUCAGGUGGAAUGGCAGACCAAGAACGUCAGGAUACCAGAUCCGCUGCCCGAGGUCAAUGAAGUGGUAAUCGCUAAUGACAGAUUCAGAUACUACCAAAAUGUUUGUACCGCGUCCUAUAGCUUCGUUUGGUGGAACAUCUAUGACUGGAGGGCGCAUGUGGAGUGGAUGGCCCUCAAUGGCAUCAACCUGGCUCUGGCCCCCGUAGCUCAGGAGGCUGCCUGGUCGCGAGUCUACCAGCAGAUCGGAAUGACACAGGAAGAAAUAGAUAAACACUUCACUGGCCCAGCAUUCUUGUCUUGGCUGCGAAUGGGCAACGUUCACGGCUGGGGAGGCCCCUUGCCAAAGUCCUGGCAUGAGAAACAAACGGAAAUUCAAAAUGACAUCAUCAAGAGAAUGCGUAAUCUUGGAAUUAUUUACGUUUUGCCUGCUUUCAACGGUCACGUUCCAGUGUCAUUGCCGAAAUAUUAUCCCAAUAGCACUUAUUAUAGAGUAGAUCAGUGGAACAAAUUCGAUAGUACAUACUGCUGCGACUUUUUCCUCGAUCCAUUUGAUCCUUUGUUUACGGCCAUAGGAAAAAUGUUUUUGAAAGAAAUCACCAGAGACGUGCCCCCAAGUCACAUAUACACAGCUGAUCCUUUUAACGAAGUCAAAGUGUCACAAUUUUCAACGCCAUUCGUUCAAGAGACAGCGAAACAAAUUUACAAGACUAUUUUGGAAUUUGAUCAAGACGCAGUAUGGCUUCUUCAAAAUUGGAUGUUUGUUGACACUCCUCUUUUUUGGCCUUUAAAGAGAGUGGAAGCUUUUAUUACUUCUGUACCAAAUGGUAGGAUGCUUAUACUGGACCUCCAGUCAGAGCAGUGGCCUCAGUAUGAUCUGUAUCAAAUGUAUUUCGGACAACCUUUCAUCUGGUGCAUGCUGCACAACUUCGGAGGCACACUUGGCAUGUUUGGCAACAUGGUGACUAUAAACAAAAACGUUUACGAGGCGAGGCUGCAGACGAAUAGCACUAUGAUCGGCAUAGGUCUCACGCCUGAAGGCAUCAACCAGAAUUAUGUGGUUUAUGACUUAAUGUUGGAGUCCGCCUGGCGACAAUCCCCCGUGCGAGACCUUGACGCGUGGGUCGCUGACUAUGCGGAGCGACGAUAUGGUUGCAAGUCGGCUGCCGAAGCUUGGAAGUAUUUGCUCAAAAGUGUUUACAGUUUUAACGGAAUCAACCGAGUGAGGGGCAAGUACGUCGUCACUAGAAGGCCUAGCUUUAAAUUAAAACCCUGGGCUUGGUACAGAAGCUACGAUUUAUUCGAGGCGUUUAGGCACCUAGUCUACAUUGACGAUGACAAUUGUAGCUCUGAUGGUUUUUGGUAUGAUGUUGUCGACGUGACGCGCCAAGCACUUCAAUACAGAGUGGAACAACUUUAUGUGAACGUCGUCAAUGACAGACUCACGAAUACUUUCAUAUUCGACGCGUCCAUCAAGCGAUUCCUCGAUGCGCUUAGCGAUAUGGGGAGUAUACUAAAUGAAAAUGAACAUUUUUCGGCUUAUAAAUGGUUCCAAAAGGCCAGAAGUUUAGGAAAUAGCUCAGAUGAAGCUGAUUUGUACGAACUAAACGCGCGCAACCAGAUUACCUUAUGGGGACCAAACGGAGAGAUUUCUGACUACGCAUGCAAACAGUGGGAUGACUUACUAAAAUACUACUACUAUUUUAGAUGGUCAACUUUUCUAAGUGCUGCAUUGAAAGCGAAGCAGAAUGGUGAAGAUUUUAAUGAAAAAGCUACGCGUCGAGUCGUGACGUCUGAUGUGGAAGUACCAUUUGUUACCACCUGGACCAAUUAUUAUCUUGGAACAACUAGAUCAUUAUCUUCUACUCUAGAUAUGGCCAAAAGUUUGUAUAGAAAGUGGGCGCUAGCUCCCGACGUUGAAGACUUGCCGAUUGUCAUAAUCAAGCCGGAUAAUGGUAGUGGAAUGAAUGUGGAAGAAGUGAGCCCCAAUUGCGAAACUCCAAGUGUUAUAAUAGUCUCUACCACGCCUGUUAAUUAAUAUUGACGUAUAUUUGCUUGUGAGUGUAUUUCUAACAUUACAAGUUGAUUUACCUAUGCGCUGUCCCUCUAAAUAUUAUCUCAGCAUCUGCCUAGCCAUAUGCACAAUAAUGUGGGGACGGCUUCCAGUCUAACUGGAUACAGCUGAGUACUAAUGUUUUACAAGGAGCGAUUGCCUACUUGACUUCUUCAACCCAGUUACAAAGGCAACCCAAUACCCCUUGGUAAGACUGGUUGUCAGACUUUUUGGUAUCUGACUGUCAAA
Molecule: messenger RNA, 2703 nt
Organism: Helicoverpa zea (corn earworm)
Lineage: Eukaryota; Metazoa; Arthropoda; Insecta; Lepidoptera; Noctuidae
Gene: Naglu
Product: alpha-N-acetylglucosaminidase
Exons: 1
Coding region: 103-2439 (778 amino acids)
Source: RefSeq, a predicted model, not a curated record